Molecule: messenger RNA, 3073 nt
Organism: Lethenteron reissneri (Far Eastern brook lamprey)
Lineage: Eukaryota; Metazoa; Chordata; Hyperoartia; Petromyzontiformes; Petromyzontidae
Product: GTPase-activating Rap/Ran-GAP domain-like protein 3
Biological process (GO): regulation of small GTPase mediated signal transduction
Molecular function (GO): GTPase activator activity
Source: RefSeq, a predicted model, not a curated record
AUGGCGGCGUGCGUGUCGGUCGCGUCGGACGCGGCGGCGGUCGCCGGCCUGGCCACGGCGUGCGUGGCCGCGGCGCGCGGCAGAAGGAGGCCGCGGACCCCCGGGGGAGCCGAGCCGUCGAGCCCCUUCCGCCUGUCGGCGUCGCUCGACGAGGGAGACGACGUCGAUCUCAACCCCCUGAAGCCGGUGGUGGCGACUCCACGUUCCUAUGCCAGGGCCAAGUAUUUCGAGAGGAAAAGCAGCGACGACGAUGAUUGUGACGAUGAUGCAAGUGGAGCGCAAGCGGCACAUCGCAACGACAUCGUCACCAUCGUGUUCCAGGAGGGCGAGGAGUCGUGUGUGUCCUUCAAGCCCUCCAUGAUCCGCUCGCAUUUCACGCACUGCGCAUCUUCUCCGAGCAGAGCACUACGCAUCUUCUCCGAGGAGAGCGUGCCGCUGUUUGGGCCCCCGCUGCCCACUCCGCCGGUGUUCACCGACCACCACGAGUUCCGGGACUUCCUCCUCGUCAAGCUGAUCAACGGAGAGAAAGCCACUCUGGAAACGCCGACAUUUGCGCAGAAACGCCAGCGGACGCUGGACAUGCUGAUACGCUCCAUGUACCAGGACUACACUCCCGACCUCUACAAGAACAUGCUGAACCGCCGCUCUCUGAGUGACGUGCUGCCCGAGUCGCCGCGCUCGGCGAGGAAGAAGGAGGAAGCACGCCGGGCGGAGUUCGUCCGCGUUGGGCAGGCGCUAAAGCUGAAGACGAUCGUGCGCGGGGACGCCCCGACGAGUCUGGCGACGACAGGGCUGUGCAGGAAGGAGCCCUGGGAGCCUCAGUGCUACGGGCAGAACUUCCCGUACGAGGUGCACUGCGCCGACUCGUGGCGGAGCGGGCUGCUCGUCUCCACCGAGGCCGGCGUCCUGCUCCUCCACGAGGGACAGCCGCCGCUGCCCGUGCUGGACCGCAGCUUCUCGGUGCGCCAGAUGAACGUGAUCGAGGCGCUGGACAUGCUGGUGCUGCGCAACGAAAAGGGCAAGGAGUCACGUGUGUUCGUGUUCCGCCUGUCGGCCGUCUGGAAGUCGGUGGAGGAGCAGUCCGCGGUGCUCGGACGCGUCGAGUGCCGUGAGCACAAGCUGGAGAAGACCAAAGGCUGCCACCUGUACGCCGUGAACACGCACAGUGCAGCAGGCACACUGCGCGUGGUGAGCGCCACGCGCUACAAGCUGCUGCUCGCCACGUGGAGGCGGCCGCCCGGCGGCGUGACGGCCGCCUCGCCCGUCGAGGAGUUCCAGUACAUACGGGAGAUCUGUCUGUCGGACACGCCGCUGGUGCUGACACUGGUGGACGGCCCCACGGGCGAGAACGACAACGUGCUGUGCGUGGCCUACCGCCACCAGUUCGACCUCGUCAGCGAGAGCACCGGCGAGUGCCACCGCCUGCACACCGUGGACGCCAGCAAGGUGAACUUUGUCGCCGCGAUUGAUCUCUACGAGGAUGGCGAAGCUGGCUUGCUCAUUUGCUUCAACUACACCUGCUUUUACAAGAAGGUGCUGCCCUUCAACGGGAACUCGCCGCAGCUCCAGUCCUCCGCCUCGGACUACCACUUCACGUGGAACCAGCUGCCCAGCGCCAUCGUUUGCGCGUUCCCGUACAUCCUGGCGUUCACCAUCGAAUCCAUCGAGAUCCGGCUCGUCGUCAACGGCAACCUCGUCCACACCACCAUCGUGCCAGACCUAGCCUCAUCUCGUCGCGGGUGUUCGGACAUCUUCUUCAUGGCGUCGGGCCUGGUGACGUCGCGGCGCUGCUCCACGGAGCACAGCGCCGUCACCACGCCGCAGACGCCGCCCGGCGACGAGGAGCCGGCGCUGCCGCCCGCCCUGUCGCAGGACGGGGAGCAUCAGCCGCGUCACAUCUACAAGAUCCCUCUCAGCAACCUGGUGGGGAGGAGCAUCGAAAGGCCGCUCAAGUCCCCCCUUGUGGCCGUGGCCACUAGCCCACAGGCGGCCCCCGGUGGGGGUGGAGGGGGCGGGGGGGGCGCCCAGCCGCCACCCAUCCCAGCGUCGCACUCCCUGCCGUCGACGCGAAUGGAGAUCAAGGAGAUCGCGACGCGCACUCGCAGGGAGCUGCUGGGCCUCUCUGAAGAUCUCCCGCAGGCACGAGGCGAAGCUGCAAGCGGGAAGCAAAGGUGGCCACGGGGGGGGGGGCCCUCCGGGGAGAGAGCGUGCCCCCCACGAUCCACAAGCAGCGACAGGUUCACAUCUCGCAGCUUCGAGUCGUCCUCUUCGUCGGGGGGCUCCGAGCCACCCCCCUCGGCCGGCGCGUCGCAGGAGGCGGACGGCACCGGCGGCGGCGAUGGCGGCGACGUCGUCGGCGUGAUGGCGGCGUGCGUGUCGGUCGCGUCGGACGCGGCGGCGGUCGCCGGCCUGGCCACGGCGUGCGUGGCCGCGGCGCGCGGCAGAAGGAGGCCGCGGACCCCCGGGGGAGCCGAGCCGUCGAGCCCCUUCCGCCUGUCGGCGUCGCUCGACGAGGGAGACGACGUCGAUCUCAAGUGAUGGCGGCUGCGGCGGCGAUGGUGAUGAUGAUGGAUGAUGAUGAUGACGAUGAUGAUGAUGAUGACGAUGAUGAUGACGAUGAUGACGACAAUGAAGAUGAUGACGACGAUGAUGACGACGAUAGCCACACCUCUUUCACCCCUCCCCCCCCCCCCCAUUGGCGCUGGGUCCAUGCACCAGGCGCGGCCAAAGGUCGAUCGCUCGCUCCAUAUUCUCCGGAUCGCUCAAUGCAAGCGGUCCGGGCUUGCAAUAGGGGACUGUCGUCAUUAGGUGCGGCCAUACCUGUCAACCCAUUAUCGGUGCCCGCAUUAUCACAGACCAAUUCAGAGCUUGUUGAUCACCCCAUAGCCCAUCGUGAAUCUCAACGUUCACCCCACAAAGUCCCAUCGCAAGGGAGAAAUGCAAAGAGACCAAAAUUACGGGGGGGGUUUUGGCCAUACUGAAACGGCCGUACGCCCGCAUGGACCUGAAAAACUCAAUUUCCCCAUGCUAGAAUACGGGGUAAACCGUGUGGGUUGACAGGUAUGCAUUACAC